Debaryomyces fabryi is the source of this 1740-nucleotide messenger RNA. RefSeq lists its product as uncharacterized. Gene Ontology annotation, biological process: carbohydrate transport; transmembrane transport. Gene Ontology annotation, molecular function: carbohydrate:proton symporter activity. The record is from RefSeq and is a predicted model, not a curated record. The transcript has a single exon. Bases 1 to 1740 code for a protein of 579 amino acids. Lineage: Eukaryota; Fungi; Ascomycota; Pichiomycetes; Serinales; Debaryomycetaceae. Gene Ontology annotation, cellular component: membrane.
AUGAGCUUACAACAUGUUGAGGAUAUUAACAAGCCUGGAGUGGUGAUCGAGGUGAAUCCACUUAGCAAGAAGAUGUCAGACGAUUCAAUGGGCCAUGAAGUCCAAGACUUUAUGGAUAAGUUCUUAGAUAUGUCUGAGAAUGCCAAAGAAAAUGACAGAAAAGAGAAACAUAUGUCCUUGAAAGAGGGCUUGAAGACUUUCCCUAAGGCUGCAAUGUGGUCAAUUAUCUUAAGUACUGCAUUAAUUAUGGAAGGGUAUGAUACCAAUCUUUUGAAUUCAUUAUACGCCUUUCCUGAUUUCGCUAGAAAGUUUGGUGAGUAUAGCGAAUCUGCUGGGCUGUACCAAGUUCCAGCAAAAUGGCAAACCUCUUUGAGUAUGUGUGUCAAUGUUGGUGAAAUUAUUGGAUUGUUCUUUGCAGGUAUUAUUGCUGAUAGAAUUGGAUACAGAAAGACACUUAUUGGUGCUUUGAUUCUUACAACUGCGUUUAUAUUUAUUGUUUUCUUUGCUACCAAUGUCGAAAUGUUGUUAGCUGGUGAGUUAUUAUUGGGUCUUCCAUGGGGUGCGUUCCAAACUUUAACAGUUUCGUAUGCUUCCGAAGUUUGUCCUACUACUUUGCGGGUUUAUUUGACAACUUAUGUUAACGUUUGCUGGGUUUUUGGUCAACUAAUUUCUUCUGGUAUCCUUCGUGGUCUCGUUUCCAGUGAUAUGGAAAAUGUCUAUCGUAUUCCAUUUGCUGUCCAAUGGGUAUGGCCAAUUCCAAUUGCUAUAGGUAUUUAUUUAGCACCCGAAUCUCCAUGGUGGUUAGCAAGAAAGAAUAGAAUACAAGAAGCCAAGGAUUCAAUCAAAAGGUUACUUACAGUUAACGAACAUUUACCAGAUAAGGAGGUUUUGGCUGAAGCAAUGGUGCAAAAGAUACAGAUGACUUUAAAAGAAGAAGCACUUCAGAACAGCGGGGAAUCAUUCUUAGAUUGUUUUAAGGGCCAAGAUCUUCGCAGGACCAGAAUUGCUGCAAUUGUUUGGGUCAGUCAAAACUUAACUGGUUCUUCGUUAAUGGGAUAUUCAACUUAUUUUUACCAACAAGCAGGCCUUGGGCAAAAUAUGUCUUUCACGUUUUCGAUCAUACAAUAUUGUUUUGGAAUAAUUGGUACUCUUGGCUCUUGGUUACUUUCCCAAAAAGCUGGUAGGUUUACAAUUUAUUUCUACGGGCUUUGCACCUUGUUUUGCAUUUUAUUCGUAGUUGGAUGUCUUGGUAUCAAUCCAACAGAGUCAUCAUCAUGGGGUGUUGGAAGUCUAUUAUUGGUGUACACCUUUGUUUACGAUCUCACUAUCGGUCCUCUUUGUUAUUGUAUCGUAGCUGAAAUUCCAUCAACAAAACUUCGUACCAAAACUAUUAUUAUUGCCAGAAAUGCGUACAAUAUUGCCGGGAUUGUCACCGCAAUUAUUACUCCAUACAUGUUAAAUCCAACCGCUUGGAAUUGGAAAGCUAAGACUGGUUUCUUCUGGUCUGGUUUCUCAUUUUUUGCAGCUAUUUGGUGCUGGUUUGAUUUACCUGAAACCAAGAACAAGACUUUUGCUGAAUUGGAUCAAUUAUUUGAAAAUAAAGUUAAAGCCAGACACUUCAAGAAUACAGAGGUUGAAGUCUUUAAUGCAGACGAACUUAUUGAAAAAUUAGGAGAAAAUGGAAUCAAAGAUCUUGUUGCUAAUGGUACUACUAAAGAUGAAUUCUCAGAAAAAGUUUAA